Paraglomus brasilianum is the source of this 246-nucleotide messenger RNA. The record is from the annotation of a GenBank genome assembly. Lineage: Eukaryota; Fungi; Glomeromycota; Glomeromycetes; Paraglomerales; Paraglomeraceae.
UCGACACCUAUUCUACAUGUUGAAUUCAUGCUAGAUGAUUUGAUGAUGGUCAUUCAAUAUGCAGAGUAUGCCAUACCACAACUGAUAGACAAACAUGUCUACCAAAAAAAUCCUCAGGCUGUCUGUCUUCUUUUGUGCUUGAAUGUCUCUUCAAAGAAUGCUUUGGCACUUAGACUAGACAGGAAGUCAGGCUCAGGAAUUGGUGCUGGAAAUACAAUGGUGGAGACUGAUCUGACAACAGAGUGA